AUGUACGCCGCAAGACUUCAAAGACGCAACCAUCGUGCAUCUCUACAAUCAAAAAGGGAAUCACCAAGUCUGCGACAAUUACGCGGCAUCUCCUUGCUGAACAUUGCGGGGAAGAUCUUCGCUCCCAUCCUCCUCAAUCGUCUGAAUAAUCAUCUGGAACAGGACCUCCUACCGAAAAGACAAUGCGUCCUCCGAUGUCGUCGCGUGACCACGGACAUGAGCUUCGCCGCCCGUCAACUUCAGGAGAAGUGCCAGGAGAUGCGAACACACCUGUCCUCUACCUACGUAGAACUGACGAAAGCCUUCGAUACGGUGAAUCGUGAAUCAUGCAAAAAUACGGCUGUCCGUAGCGAUCCAUUGAGAUGGUGCUUCAGCUGCACGACGGUAUGAUGGCGCGAGUCACGGACAACGGAGCUGUCUCAGAGACAUUCGUAGAGUCCAACGGAGUGAAGAAGGAAUGCGUGCUGGCACCAACCAUCUUCAGUCUUAUGUUCUCUGCCAUGCUGAUGGACGCCUAUCGUGAUGAGCACCCCGGGAUCCGCAUCGCCUACAGGACGGACAGUCAUCUGCUGAAUCAACGGCGGAUGUACUUCCAAUCGCGCGUAUCCACAACCACCGUUCACGAACUUCUCAUCGCCGACGACUACGCCCUGAACACCACAUCGGAAGUGGAGAUGCCACGGAGCAUGGACCUGUUUUCCGCCGUCUGCAAGAACUUCGGUCUGGUCAUUAACACGCAGAAGACCGUGGUGAUGCAUCAACCGCCACCCAAAUCAGCCAGAGCCCACAACGCGUCGCCGCAAAUCAGCGUCAACUGA
This is a messenger RNA of Spirometra erinaceieuropaei, 818 nucleotides long. NCBI's taxonomy places the organism in Eukaryota, Metazoa, Platyhelminthes, Cestoda, Diphyllobothriidea, Diphyllobothriidae. The record is from the annotation of a GenBank genome assembly.